Molecule: messenger RNA, 1419 nt
Organism: Aureobasidium pullulans EXF-150
Lineage: Eukaryota; Fungi; Ascomycota; Dothideomycetes; Dothideales; Saccotheciaceae
Exons: 1
Coding region: 1-1419 (472 amino acids)
Source: RefSeq, a predicted model, not a curated record
AUGUAUCGACAAUCAGGCCCUACCUUUACUCGGUUUCCCGAAUCAAGUAGACUCGGAACCUCUGAAGCAAGACACACACUUGAGUUACAGUCAGAACAGGAAGAUGAGUACCGUUGGCCGUUGGCUGAGGGCGACGAAUCGAGUGGCUUUGACGACACCAGAGAGCUGCAGCGAUCACAUCAAUCAUGGCGACGGACUACUUCCGCCAAUUCCUCUCAUUCUCAUACUCAAGCACGUCAGCGGAGUGAACCGCCAAUUGUCAGCACUGCGCCAUCGCCAUCUUUCAAGCGCAAAAGCGCCGACUUCAGGAGAAGAAGAGACCGCCUGUCGACACAAGGUUCAUCCGCUUGGCCACUGGCAUUUGAGCGACUCGGGUCAUCGUCGUCCCUUGGCCUUGCGGGAUGGACGUUGACUAUGGUUGUGCUUGCGUCGCUGGUGCUGAUUGCUUGGACAAUACCCUUCCUUCGGUCUGUCUGGCGCUUUGCUGUCAUCCCUUACUCAAUCCGGAUACGAUUGGCAGAUUUUACGACCGCACAGUCGACACAGCUCCACCGGUCCAACCUCCCGUCGUAUUCAACACUAUGCGGAAUACCUGUUUUGUCUCAUAUAAUUGAUUGCAACCCCAAUAGCGAGGUCCAUCCCCCAGAGUCAUUGAGCGGUAGCAUUGCGUUACUUGCCGACGACCCUGGUGAAUGGAUCCGUACAUGCCGUCUUCUGGAAACACUUUCAGCACAUCUCUCUUCUUACGCCGAGACCGAAGACCAAAUUAUCGACCUCACACUUGAGCUUGAAUUUCACGAUGUUGAGAUGGACUUGCUUUUUCGAAGAGUCGCCAGAAGCUCAAGUUCCAUCGUCGAUGUUUACGAAAAGCUUAAGGGCAGAAAAUGGUACAGCUCUUUGCCACCAAUUGUACACUUGGCAUUCGGCGAUCGUAUUGGAGAUGACUUUCGCCGGGAUGUCAAACUGGCACUCGACGCCUGGACGCAUUCUCUGACAGAGCUGAGCGGUUCGAUACAACACAUAAAGGAAAUAUGCAAUUCAACUCGAAAACACGCCGUGGCACUCAAAAGCAAAGCACUGGUGGCCAUGAAUAACAAGAAACCUGAACAAGGACUCUGGCUGUGGAAGACCAAGAUCACCACAAAUGAGGAGCACGCGCGCCAGAUCGUCAGCAAACAUAUUGAGUUCCUGGACGCUCUCUCCCAAACUCAUAACUUACUCGAAUCUACUGCAAAGAACAUCGACACAAUCAAUCACAGGCUCAAUCGUGCAAAGGUCCGAAUUUUUGACCAGCUUCAGAAGGUUUUAGUUACGUCCAGCACGAGAACAAGGUUGAAUGGUGCGAUUAUUGAAGAGUUCAGGGAAGUCGUUGGAGUGGCUGAUCAUACGAGACGGAUCCUUCUUCAAUCGAAGAAAUAA